Molecule: messenger RNA, 2099 nt
Organism: Lethenteron reissneri (Far Eastern brook lamprey)
Lineage: Eukaryota; Metazoa; Chordata; Hyperoartia; Petromyzontiformes; Petromyzontidae
Gene: LEKR1
Product: leucine, glutamate and lysine rich 1
Source: RefSeq, a predicted model, not a curated record
UCCUCCUCCCCCCCCUCCCCUCCAGUCUGGAGGGUUGUGUUCGUGAGUUGGCCGUGUGGAUCCUGUGGAGCUGCCAUGGAGAGAUUCAUCCCAGAGCACCCCCUGCCAGAGGCCAUCCAGAAGAUGUCCCGUGCCGAGACCGUGUGCCAGUUCUGUGGGGUGAGCUACCUCGUUCUGAACGAGGUGAAGCGGCUGGAGGAGGUGCAGAGAGAGAUGAGAGCGGAGAUAGAUGACCUCACGAAACGGCUAAAGGAGGUGACCUCGCAGAGGGAUACUGCGCAGACGCAGCUGGGCCGCGUGAUGGGAGAGGCUCAAGCCGCCGAGGCCUUCCGCGCUCAGGAGGCCUCGCUCAGAGAGCGGCUCGCCCAGGCCGAGGCCGGGGCCUCCCUCGCCCAGGCCGCCCGCGACACGGACCUCGAGGCCCUGCGGGGAGAGCUGGGCGAGCUCCGGGCCUGCCUGGACGAGGAGAAGGCGGCGAGGAGGGGGGCGGAGGCGGCGUUGGCGCAGGCCGAGAGCAGGGCCUCGCGCGGCCAGGCGGCCCGCGGCAGGGAGGCCAACGCGUGGAAGGCGAGGCUGGGCGAGCUGGAGGCUUCGCUGGGCCUGGAGAGAACGGCGGCCGAAAAGUCGAGAGAGGAGCUCACCAAGGCCCAGGCCAGGGCCGACCUCUUGCAGGCCGCUCGCUCCGAGGAGCGACACGAACUCAAGGCCCGGAUAGGCGAGCUGGAGGCUUCGCUGGGCCUGGAGAGAACGGCGGUCGAAAAGUCGAGGGAGGAGCUGAGCAAGGCCCAGGCCAGGGCCGACCUCCUGCAGUGCGCUCACACUGAGGAGCGACACGAACUCAAGGCCCGGAUAGGCGAGCUGGAGGCUUCGCUGGGCCUGGAAAAAACGGCGGCCGAAAAGUCAGCGGAGGAGCUCACCAAGGCCCAGGCCAGGGCCGACCUCCUGCAGGGCGCUCGCUCCCAGGAACGGCACGAACUCAAGGCCCGGAUAGGUCAGCUUGAGGCUUCGCUGGGCCUGCAGAAAGCGGCGGCCGAAAAGUCGAGGGAGGAGCUCACCAAGGCCCAGGCCAGGGCCGACCUCCUGCAGGCCGCUCGCUCCCAGGAACGGCACGAACUCAAGGCCCGGAUAGGUCAGCUUGAGGCUUCGCUGGGCCUGGAGAAAGCGGAGGCCGAAAAGUCGAGGGAGGAGCUCACCAAGGCCCAGGCCAGGGCCGACCUCCUGCAGGCCGCUCGCUCCGAGGAACGGCACGAACUCAAGGCCCGGAUAGGCGAGCUGGAGGCUUCGCUGGGCCUGGAGAGAACGGCAGCCGAAAAGUCGAGGGAGAGACUCGCAGCCGCCGAAUCUGGGACGUCGGAGUUGCGGGCGCGGCUAGGCGACUUGGAGGCCUCGCUAGGCCUGGAGAAAACGGCGGCCCGGCAACUGCGGGAGCGGCUCGCGGAGGCCCAGGCGGAGGGGGCCUCGCGGGACCGGGCGGCCCAGGAGCUGCGGGCCGCACGGCAGGAGCUGGCGCUCGAGCGAGAGGAGUGGCGCCGUCUGCGGGUCUCGCUGGCGCGGCAGCAGGAGGGGGCGGCCGCGGAGGCCCGGGCGCUGGCCGAGGCGCAGGCCUCGCUGCGGAGGGAGGAGGCCCGGGCGCUGAGGGAGAGCGGCGAGGGCCUCCGGGCGGCGCUGGGACGCGCGGAGGACGAGGUGCUGCGGCUGCAGGAGACGGUGCGGCGAGAGUGUGAGGAGCGCUUCCUCCUCACCAAAGCGCUGCACCACGCUCAGGGGCGCGCCCGGGCCACUCGCGACCCCUCGCUGUGAAACACGCAGAGGCCAUCGCUGCCGCUGCUGGGUCACCGCUGGGUCACCGCUGGGCCACGUCUCUUGACUACCUCGAGGUCACCGCUGGGUCACCGCUGGGCCACGUCUCUUGACCACCACGAGGUCACCGCUGGGUCACCGCUGGGCCACGUCUCUUGACCACCACGAGGUCACUGCUGGGUCACCGCUGGCCAUGUCUUUUGACCACCACGAGGUCACCGCUGGGUCACCGCUGAGCCACGUCACUUGGCCACCACGAGGUCACCGCUGGGUCACCGCUGGGCCACGUCUCUUGACCA